Molecule: messenger RNA, 1539 nt
Organism: Ramularia collo-cygni
Lineage: Eukaryota; Fungi; Ascomycota; Dothideomycetes; Mycosphaerellales; Mycosphaerellaceae
Product: related to multidrug resistant protein
Exons: 6
Coding region: 1-1539 (512 amino acids)
Biological process (GO): transmembrane transport
Molecular function (GO): transmembrane transporter activity
Source: RefSeq, a predicted model, not a curated record
AUGGUUGAUGAAAAGAUGUCUUUCGCCGGGAGUGAUGCCGGGGAUAUCGAAGGCCAGUUUGUGGAGAAAGACCGAGCUGAUGUCGAUGCAACAUCAACGACUGACCGGCAGGGUAGCAAGGAGGAGGAGGAGAGUGUGUCGGAUCCCAAUAUUGUUAACUGGGAUGGCGAUCAAGAUCCGAAGAAUCCCAUGAAUUGGACCGGAAAGGCGAAGGUCAUCAAUACAUUGAUGAUUAUUCUCCUCACGUUUCUCACACCUCUUGCUUCGAGUAUGUUUGCACCGGGUGUUCCAGAUGUACUUUCGGAUUUCAACAGCACCGCGUCUGCUAUACCUGAACUUGUGGUUUCUAUUUACAUUCUCGGCUUCGCGAUAGGACCCCUUCUCAUCAGUCCUGCGAGCGAAAUUUACGGCCGCCAGCCAGUGUAUAUUGUCUGCAAUGUGAUGUACCUUAUUUUUACCGUGGCGUGUGCAGUGGCCAGCAGUAUUGAGCAGUUGAUCGUUUUCCGGUUCUUCGCAGGAAGCUUUGGCGUAUGUCCCAUCACACUAGGAGCAGCAUCGAUUUCAGACUUGAUUCCUCAAGCGGAGAGGGGUCUGGCCAUGUCUUUGUACUCGAUGGGGCCUUUGCUCGGACCCGUGGUGGGCCCCAUUGCCGGAGCAUAUUUGUCCGCCGCGUCAGGCUGGAGAUGGACCUUCUGGGUGAUUGCGAUAGCAUAUGGGGUCUGCACAAUCGGACAUGUGAUUUUCUGUCGAGAAACAUACGCUCCAAUCCUCCUUGCUCGCAAAACGCAGCGGCUACAAAAGGAGACGGGUAAUCAGCAACUCCGAAGCGCUUUAGACUCUGGUCUAUCCCACAAAGAGCACAUAACUCGUGCCCUGGUCCGGCCGUUUAAGAUGUUUAUAUUCUCGCCUAUUGUGAGUCUUACGGCAGUGUAUGCGGCUUUUGUGUAUGGGAUUCUAUAUCUCCUCUACACAACAUUCACAUUUGUCUUUACGACAGACUACGACUUCUCCUCUUCGAACGUCGGGCUGGUGUAUCUUGGCUCGGGAAUCGGCAUGUUUCUUGGGUUGAUUCUCAUUGGAGGGAUGAGUGAUCGGGUGUUGAAGAGUCAAGCAGCGAAGCACGGAGGCGGGUUGAAGCCGGAGUAUAGGCUCAUUCCCUUGAUGUGGACCGCGUGGCUAUGCCCAAUAGGUCUCUUCAUAUAUGGAUGGACGGCUCAGUAUCACUAUCAAUGGGCCAUUCCAUUAUUCGGCACACUGCUAUUCGGAAUCGGCAUCCUCGCCGCUCUGAUUUGUAUCCAGCAAUACCUCGUCGACGCAUACUCAAAAUACGCAGCCUCAGCAGUGGCCGCAAACACGGUUCUCCGUUCCUUAGUCGGUGGGCUCUUACCCCUGGCUGGACUGAGCAUGUAUGWUGCACUGGGUCUUGGCUGGGGCAAUAGUUUGAUUGCUUUUAUUGCUUUGGCUUUGAUUCCUAUACCUUUUGCGUUUUAUACUUGGGGUGAGCGAUUGCGGAAUAGGGGGAGACAGGACUUUGGGUGA